Molecule: messenger RNA, 2464 nt
Organism: Solea senegalensis (Senegalese sole)
Lineage: Eukaryota; Metazoa; Chordata; Actinopteri; Pleuronectiformes; Soleidae
Product: DNA repair protein XRCC4-like
Exons: 8
Coding region: 103-990 (295 amino acids)
Biological process (GO): response to X-ray; immunoglobulin V(D)J recombination; positive regulation of ligase activity
Cellular component (GO): DNA ligase IV complex; nucleus; DNA-dependent protein kinase-DNA ligase 4 complex
Molecular function (GO): DNA binding
Source: RefSeq, a predicted model, not a curated record
ACUGACUUGACAGGAGCUGGAGCAGGAAAGACUGAACACAGAGUACUUCGUUUGGACGUCGCAGCAGUUAGUACACACAAUACCGUCUAAACGUGGAGAAACAUGAGUGGUACAGUCCGCCAGAUCACAAUAACAACCGAUCCAUGUUCACCCUACUUCCUGCGAGUGGACUGGGCUGUAGACCUUGGUGCUGGAUUUACACUGGCCCUCACUGAUGGCAGUUCGGCAUGGAUCGGAGAAGUUUCAGAAGAUGAAGUGACAAAGGAAGCCACAGAAUUGGGAGUCGCAAGAGACCGAUAUGUGGAAGAUCUUCUGCGGGCGCUAACAGACAGUGAAGAUGGAAGAAGAGGAAGACAGAGAGGAAGUGGCAAGGAGGUGUAUUCUUUCCACCUUACUCCAGAUCACUGCCAUCUCUCGUAUGAGAAGAUCUGUGAUGACGUCUCGGUGCACUUGGGCUCUGUGGAGCUCCAACCAGCGCCAGACCCUCUAGAGCUGAAUCAGGAAAUGAUUGGCCACUCGCUAAAGCGCAGCGCGGAUCUGGAGUCCAAAAAUUGCCAGCUGUUGAGGGAGAACCACAGACUGAAAGAGGAGCACCAGCGAAUAGUCGAAGAGCUGGAACGACAUGUUGAAGAUAAGGAAACGCUGGAGAGCGAGCUUUACUCACGUUUUGUGCAGGUGCUGAAUGAGAAGAAGGCGAAGAUCCGAGGCCUGCAGGACACCGUACGCAGCCUCCAAAAGGGCGGCGAGGAGAGGAGGCGAAGUGACGAUGAAUCAGCUCAGAACGACGAUGACGCUGGCAGACGGGACAGAGGGGAGGCCGUUCAGAGCGUCCGCCCAUCUCAGGAGCCGACCAUCCUCAUCACAGGUCGUGAUCUCGUGAGCCACGGCCUCACUGUGGACCGCACUUUUUCUGACAGCGAAGACGAGCAACCGAGAAGAAAGCGCAGGGUGCUCCCGAUGUCAAGCCCGCCAACGUCUGACCAGGAAUAAAAUCAAAGUCUCUGAGGAGGAGGAGGGUGGAGAUAAGACAAGUAGACAUACUCCACUUGUCUUAUCUCCACCCUCGACAGCUCAUCAACACAACCACAGCCCGACAUGGAACACUUUUUGUAAUAUACAGGUUUUCGUUUUUUCGGGGAUCCCUAUCCAACUGUGUGACAAGCUAAUAAACCCUCACCUCAACAUACACAAACAAAACAGUGACAGCCAGGCAACAGAGUGCUGGAGGUGUCCCCAGAUGCAGAGCAUUCUGUCCCAGACUGUGAAAGCACGAUACCGCCAUCUGGUUUCUCUUAGCUCCGACAAUCACCUGCCAGAACUCUCACGACAGACUUAAUUUUUGUCUUUUAUCUUUCGGUAAAUCAAAAAACCAAAAAUGACAAAACGAAUGACGCCAUAUUUUCUCCAGCGCUUUCAGAACCACGUGAUCCCAUCCAGUGCUGCUGUAUUAAAGCCCUUGGCCCAGAUGCGGUCGUGUUCAUGUGAUACCAUACCCACCACUUAAUGCCUUCCAGUGCUUCCUCAGGAACUGAUGGUGUUCCUGCUAAUGACAUGUAGAGCAUGGCAGAGAGCGUGGACCACGGGUAUGGAAGCAAUUUCUCAAGAGCUUGACUUCACCCAUGCGCCGGCUGCCAAGCCCCUUGGCCUUGGUUGUGUGUGAGACUGGAGAAAGAGUAACAACUACUGAGGGACAACAGGCUACACCCAGAAAACAGGGUGUCGCCACCUAGGAACCGAAGCUGCUCUGCUGCUGCUUAUUCAUCAUGUCUUCCUUGUGUUUUCCUCCCUCUUUUCAUCAUGAAAAUAAACUGUACACAUCUCUUUCAUUUCCACCGUCUAAACUAGCAUUUUGCAAAAGAUGAUUUGUCCUGCAUGCUUUUUAUUUUUUACGUCUGCUCUUUUAUUGUGCAGAUGUGCAGUUCUGUGGCCCAAAUUACCUGAGGCUUGUUCUGCAGAGGGUUAAUAGGGUUGCGUUGUCUUCCCCUCCUCAGCUCUUUGUUAAACUGCUUACCAGCUCUUGGUCUCCAAGGUCAUCACACUGAUGUUAUUGAAUCUAUGGAGAACUGACCGUGACCUCUGAGCUAUGAACCUGACAGUACCUAUAUGUCUGCUGAAGGCCACAGGUGGCCGCCAGGAUAAUCCCACACCGCGCACAAGCUGGUGUUGUAAUCCUCACAGGAAUUCCACUGUCUCCUUGAUACAUCCCAUAGAUAAAUGGUUUUAUACAGGGAGACGCAGACCAGUGACCCGAGAUAAUUGACAAGACGAGAAUGUGCUGGAUAAGACAAAGAGGGAAAAGUUUUGUUUUUAUUUGAAAUGUUUAUCUGUUUUUUUUUUUCUUGAAAAUGUAUUAAAAAUACACUGUAGAGGAUUAUUUAAAUUAUAAUGAAACAUUUGAGAAAUGUUUCUCAGCCCUUCAUGGAACAUGUACAAGUUGAAAUGUAAUAAACAUUUUUGCACUGCA